AUGAUGAGUUGGAGCAGAACGCUAGUCGUCGCUAUCAUUGAAAUUUCAUUUCUGUCGGCAAUCAUCAAACACUGCGAAGGAUGCAACGAAGCGAUUUGCGCCAGUGUUGUCAGUAAGUGUAUGCUUACGCAGAGCUGCAAAUGCGAUCUCGUUACAUGUACCUGCUGCAAGGAGUGUUUCUCUUGUCUUAGUUACCUUUACGACGAGUGCUGUUCAUGCGUAGAUCUAUGUCCAAAACCAAACAUAACGGACAAUCCAUUAAGCAAGAAGUCUCACGUGGAGGACUUUAGCGAACCGAUGCCAGGCUUGUUCCAAGCGUUAACUGCAGAACCGGAUCCACACGAACGUUGGCUCACAUUCACAUUUCCGGUGGAUUUCGACAUGUCUUUAUUUACACCAAAACACGACAAAGAAAUGAAAUACCAUAUGCAUACCGCUGACGAACAGAUACAUCCAUUGAAACCAAACGUAAUGACAGUGAAUUGCACCGUUGCAUUUAUGGCUCAAUGUAACUCCUGGAACAAAUGUCGGGCGUCUUGCCAAAGCAUGGGUGCUACAAGUUACAGAUGGUUUCACGAUGGUUGUUGCGAAUGUAUAGGAGACACCUGUAUUAAUUAUGGAAUAAACGAAUCCAGAUGCAUACAUUGUCCUUUGGACAAAGAAGAGGACGACUUAAAAGAUCAGUACGAUGAUUACGGCCAAGACGAAGAUGAUUUGGUGGAAGAUGAGAUCGAUUAAUAUUAUCGGUACUUUCUUCAGCCUGUUUCUUUCAGUGGACUGUAUGUAUUAAAAUGUAUAAAAAUUAAAAAUGUCAUGGGUGAGUGCAAUCUCAGUGACGAUGAUACUUUCAAGAAUUGAAUUACAAACAGUGACGUCGUUUGUACUUGUUCGUGAUACUCAUCGUUUCGACAUUAUGUGAAAACUAACUUUACGACUGACGACUAUCUCGUCCUUUUAGAACGAUUUUCUACAAAAUAUGCGAUAAGUGAUGGACAUCGUUCCCUUUAAAAGGGAUCCGUUCGUUAGUAAAUAUAAUUUAAAUCAUUAUGUUCUGUAAGGCUGAAAGCUAUCGAUUGUCGAUACAUCUAAUGGUAUCGCGUUUGGAUUUAAUUAAGCAAACGCAAGAAAACAACAAACAAAUUUAAUGAUGUUUCGAACUGAUUGGCUUAUGGUGUGACUUCAACGGCAUAGCAUGUAGUCUCAUUCCUCAUUCUUAAAUGUUAAAUAUGCAUGUAAGUAACUCUGUGGUGUCAAAUGUUUUAUUUUUUCUGUGCCAUAUGAAUCAAGUUGUACAUGUAUUGACUCAUUCAUAAUUAAUUGACGCGUAUCCGAUGCGUCAAUUAUUCAAAUAAAACCUAUUGUCUGUGUUCCUCUAA
Molecule: messenger RNA, 1376 nt
Organism: Bombus huntii
Lineage: Eukaryota; Metazoa; Arthropoda; Insecta; Hymenoptera; Apidae
Product: twisted gastrulation protein homolog 1-B-like
Exons: 3
Coding region: 1-738 (245 amino acids)
Biological process (GO): regulation of BMP signaling pathway
Source: RefSeq, a predicted model, not a curated record